CCUUGUAGGUGCGGAGCUGCGCAAAUGAGAAGCGGGUGCCACCAUGUUCCUGAAUAAGUGCGAGGGGGACCUGGGUGAGCUGCGGAAGCCGGGAGACGGAGAGGACACCCCACCAGCCACCACCGAGGAGGAGCAGCCCAAGAAGAAGCACCGGAGGAACCGAACCACCUUCACCACCUACCAGCUGCAUGAGCUGGAACGCGCCUUCGAGAAGUCCCACUACCCCGACGUCUACAGCCGCGAGGAGCUGGCCAUGAAGGUCAACCUGCCGGAGGUCCGCGUGCAGGUCUGGUUCCAGAACCGACGAGCCAAGUGGAGGCGGCAGGAGAAGAUGGAGGCCAGUUCCAUGAAGCUCCAUGACACCCCUGUGCUCUCCUUCAACCGGCCCCCCAUGACGCCCAACGUGGGCCCCAUGAGCAACUCCCUCCCACUCGACCCGUGGCUGACAUCACCCAUCUCCAGUGCCACCACGGUCCACAGCAUCCCUGGCUUCAUGGGAGCCCCCCAGGCCCUGCAGCCCCCCUAUGGUGGGCACUCCUUCCUCAACACCCCCCCGCCGAUGGGGCAGGGCAUGCAGCCCAUGGCCCCCGCGCCCUACCAGUGCGGCACCACCUUUGUGGACAAGUACCCGCUGGAGGAGGUGGACCAGAGGAGCUCCAGCAUCGCCUCCCUCCGCAUGAAGGCCAAGGAGCACAUUCAGACCAUUGACAAGACCUGGCAGCCCAUUUGAUGAACACUCCCCUCCAGGCUCCUGCCCCAGCAUUGCCUCAGCCCUGGGGCAGGCGAGGGGGCUGACGGUGGGAUGCUCAGCAGGACCA
Apus apus (common swift) is the source of this 818-nucleotide messenger RNA. RefSeq names its product retina and anterior neural fold homeobox 2 (gene RAX2). The record is from RefSeq and is a predicted model, not a curated record. NCBI's taxonomy places the organism in Eukaryota, Metazoa, Chordata, Aves, Apodiformes, Apodidae. Gene Ontology annotation, biological process: positive regulation of transcription by RNA polymerase II. Gene Ontology annotation, molecular function: DNA-binding transcription factor activity, RNA polymerase II-specific; RNA polymerase II cis-regulatory region sequence-specific DNA binding. The transcript is spliced from 3 exons. Bases 44 to 730 code for a protein of 228 amino acids.